CCCCGGCCGUAUUGUACAAUCUGUUCGGUCGAAUUUGUGUUGGUGCUGUAAGUUGUGUUGAUGGGGAGGAUUGGGAAUCUGAGCUGAACAAUAUAUAUACGCAUGCACGUGUGUUCGUGUAGAGGAUGAGCAUAAGAGAGAUGGCAAACGACUCCACCCUAGCUUACGUGUUCACCUGCGGGACACAUAAGCUAUUGUUCCGCCACGUUGAGCGGAAAGCCGAAUUUCUUAAGCUAGCGGAACAGACAUAGCAGGAAUUUUCGGAAACGAGAAAUAAUUAAUUAAUUAGAGGGCGGACAAAAAAGCCCUUCCCCGAAUUUGAAACUCAAAUGCGCCCAAUCCAAAAUCCCCACCAAUCCAUCCAUUCAUUCUUCUUCUCCGGCUCCGGCAGCACCCGGCGGCGGCGAUGGGGGUCAAGAACCUCUGGGACAUCCUCGACUCCUGCAAGCAGAAGCUGCCGCUCAACCACCUCCAGAACAAGAAGGUGUGCGUCGACCUCUCCUGCUGGCUCGUGCAGUUUUGCAGCGCCAACCGCUCCCCGGCUUUCGUCAAGGACAAGGUCUACCUCAAGAACCUCUUCCACCGCAUCCGCGCCCUCCUCGCCCUCAACUGCAGCCUCAUCUUCGUCACAGAUGGGGCGAUACCUUCAGUCAAGUUGGCUACUUAUCGGCGUCGGCUGGGAUCCAAUUCUGAGGCUACUCACGAUGAGACGAAUCCGCAACCACUGACUUCGCUACGUCGGAACAAGGGAUCUGAAUUCUCCCGUAUGAUUAAAGAGGCCAAGAAUCUGGGGUUGGCCCUGGGCAUCCCUUGCUUGGAUGGAGUGGAGGAAGGGGAAGCGCAGUGUGCAUUGCUAAAUUUAACAUCAUUGUGCGAAGGUUGUUUUACAUCAGAUUCAGAUGCUUUUCUCUUUGGGGCAAGGACAGUUUACAGGGAUGUUUUCAUAGGGGAGGGUGGCUAUGUCAUUUGUUACGAAAUGGAGGACAUAGAGAAAAAGCUUGGUUUCGGCAGGAAAUCACUGAUAUCACUUGCGCUGCUUCUUGGUUGUGAUUAUUCUAAUGGAGUUCGUGGUUUUGGUCCGGAAGCAGCGUGUCGUCUUGUUAAGUCCAUGGGGGAGGAUACCAUCCUUGAUCAGAUUCUAUCUGAUGGAGUAAAGGCUACGAGAAAAUGUAAAGCGAAAAUGGUUGGCAUUAACAAAAAGAAGGUUGGUGAUGUAUCCACAGAAGCAAGUAGCUCUGAGGCCGCGAUGAGCCAAGAUUCUGGUGAUCAGUUCCGUGAGGCAAUAACCGCAUUUCUGGAGCCAAAAUGUCAUUCACCUGAUUCCGAAAAUGUGCGGAGGGUAUGCUGCCAGCACCCAUUUCUCCGGUCACAGCUCCAACAAAUAUGUGAGAAAUGUUUUGACUGGACUCCAGAGAAGACUGAUGAAUAUAUCCUUCCGAAGAUAGCCGAGAGAGAACUUCGAAGGUUUUCAAAUCUUCGCUCCACGUCAUCAGCUCUAGGAAUACAACCUUCGUUGAGCGAGAUACCAGUACCAUGCCCUGUAUUGGCAAUUAUAAAACAGCGUAAAGUUCAAGGAAGCGAGUAUUAUGAGGUUUCAUGGAGAAACAUGCAUGGACUCCAAUCUUCAGCUGUUCCAGGAGAUCUCAUUAGAAGUGCAUGCCCAGAAAAAAUAACUGAAUUUUUCGAAAAGAAGGGUGAAGAGAAGAAGCAAAAGAGGAAAGCAAGGCCAAAAAAGUCAGCACAAGCUGCAGUAAAAGAUGUUGAUGCUCGACUUCAGGAAUUGAUGCUUGGUAUUGAAUCUGAAAGUGCGCCAUUUCCUCUUGCAAGCAAUCGCCCUGAAACAGCAGAUGUGCCAGGCAUGCAUGUAGUUGAUCUGUCUUCCCCAUCUCCACCCCUCCGUGCUUGCAAGUCCCAAAAGUUCAUCGGAUCAUCCACAGCUUCCAUGAAAGGGAUUGAUUUGCAAUGCCAAAGUCUGCUAACUCAUACAAUGGAGUCACAAAGUAGCACCCAGUCCAGUGAUGCUCAGAAUUUGGAGUCACAAAGUAGCACCCAGUCAAGUGAUGUUUUGAAUUUUACUCCAGACGAUGACCUGAUUGACCUGUGCUCACCUCUUCCUCUGGCUGCUGAUAGGCAUUGCACCCUGCAAGACUUGCCACCUUAUGACAAAACUGAACGAAAAGCACUGACAGAUUUAAGCAAUUUCCCUGAGAGAAGCAGCUUGCUGGGUGCUUCAGACAAUGGCCCUGAAGCUGGAAUAAGCAGUGGAGGCGUGCUGGUUGAGGCAUCUCCAGCAAUCGAUCAUGUACAGAUUGAUUCAGUAGCAGAACCAGAAUCUGUCACCAUCGAUUUGUCUUCUCCUUCGCCGGUCGUUGACAGAAGGAAAAGGGUCAACGCGAAGCGUGACAAGGAUGAUGUUGUAGACAUUAGUGAAGCUGACAGUAGUGUUAUGUGUCCUGAUGAUGAUGAUCAUGCAAAGAAGGCGAGAGAGCUACGAAUGUUUCUGGACAGCAUUAGGAAUGAACUGUAAUGAUAUUUGAACACAUGAUCAAUCAAUUUGCGGGUGGGUCGGUAUGUCUGUUCCCACUGCUGGUGCUUUA
Brachypodium distachyon (stiff brome) is the source of this 2597-nucleotide messenger RNA. Its product is annotated as flap endonuclease GEN-like 2. Gene Ontology annotation, molecular function: DNA binding; 5'-flap endonuclease activity. The transcript is spliced from 15 exons. The record is from RefSeq and is a predicted model, not a curated record. Lineage: Eukaryota; Viridiplantae; Streptophyta; Magnoliopsida; Poales; Poaceae. The coding region runs from base 407 to 2527 and encodes 706 amino acids.